AUGGAUAGGUUUGUUAUACAUUGGGGUGUUCCUCAAAGCAUUCCGCAUUACUAUCAAGAAACUGGAAGAGCAGGACAUGAUAGGUGCAUGUCCUACUGUAAAAUUUAUUGCAGUCUUGCGGAAAUGCAUAGCAGUUCUGAAACAUUUUUACAUGGUGGGAACAAAAAUCAGCUGAGUCAGGCAGCACUACUAGCUGAAAUAAAACAAAGUCUUACUCACACAAGGUGCAGACACGUUGUUUUAUCAAAACAUUUUGGACAAAUCGUACCCAAUUGUAUGACAAAAUGCGACUUUUGUAAGUCAUCUAUUCAAAUGAGUCCAUCUGUUUCAAAUUUUAAUUGGUAA
Copidosoma floridanum is the source of this 345-nucleotide messenger RNA. RefSeq names its product ATP-dependent DNA helicase Q5-like. Gene Ontology annotation, molecular function: nucleic acid binding; ATP binding; four-way junction helicase activity. NCBI's taxonomy places the organism in Eukaryota, Metazoa, Arthropoda, Insecta, Hymenoptera, Encyrtidae. The record is from RefSeq and is a predicted model, not a curated record. Gene Ontology annotation, cellular component: cytoplasm; nucleus; chromosome. Gene Ontology annotation, biological process: double-strand break repair via homologous recombination.